This is a messenger RNA of Fusarium odoratissimum NRRL 54006, 699 nucleotides long. RefSeq lists its product as uncharacterized. The record is from RefSeq and is a predicted model, not a curated record. The transcript has 2 exons. The coding region runs from base 1 to 699 and encodes 232 amino acids. Lineage: Eukaryota; Fungi; Ascomycota; Sordariomycetes; Hypocreales; Nectriaceae.
AUGGAAGAGAUACUUGUGCCCCAUAAGCACGGCCUUGAAAGCGAGGGAAAACAUGUUCCAAUCUGGAUUUCUCUGCCCAGCGGUGCUUCUAAGGAAAACCCGGUGCCUAUCGUCUUUGGAAUUGGAGGUUUGGACUCUUGGCGGCCAGAAAUGGCUUGUUUUGCUGCUGCAUAUCACCAAUGCGGGAUCGGGAUGUUACUGGUAGAGAUUCCUGGUACCGGAGACUCUCCGGCUCUUAUCGACGAUCCUAAGAGCCCUGAUCGUCAGUGGUCAAGUGUCCUGGACUGGGUCGACGAGAACGAGGCCAUCGAUAGUAAGAAGGUGGUAGGAUGGGGCAUCUCGACCGGAGGUUACUACGCCAUUCAAGCCGCAUAUACACACCACAACAGAUUCCUUAGUAUAGUCUCUCAUGGUGGUGCUUGCCAUCACGUCUUUGACCCGGAAUGGCUUGACGGAAUCGAAUAUAGGGAAUUUUCUCACAGCGCUGCUGAGGUGUUUGCUUGGAAAUGGGGGUUUCAAGGGGACAUGGAGAAGACUAUCAGGGAGUCUAGCGGCAGGUUCUCCUUGCUGAAAGACGGAACGCUUGACAGAUCAGACUGUUCUCGCUUAUCACUAAUUCAGGGCACGGAAGACACUGUCUUUCCAGUCGACCAUACCUAUCUUUGCUUAGAACAUGGCCCUCCCAAAGACGUCAGGUGA